Plectropomus leopardus (leopard coralgrouper) is the source of this 1807-nucleotide messenger RNA. RefSeq names its product forkhead box D1 (gene foxd1). Gene Ontology annotation, molecular function: RNA polymerase II cis-regulatory region sequence-specific DNA binding; DNA-binding transcription factor activity, RNA polymerase II-specific. Gene Ontology annotation, biological process: anatomical structure morphogenesis; regulation of transcription by RNA polymerase II; cell differentiation. Lineage: Eukaryota; Metazoa; Chordata; Actinopteri; Perciformes; Serranidae. The record is from RefSeq and is a predicted model, not a curated record.
UGAUUCAGGUUUGACCCGUUUGCAGGUUUCCCCGCACGUUUCCUCCGCUUGGCAUCGACGGGACCGUUCGUCAGUCGGCUAUUUAACAAAAAAAUCCCCCAGAAAACAUAUGGAAAUAGCGAGAACGCAGGGGGACAUCUCUCGCGGACACGUGCUCCUCUCCUCUCCCCCUCCUCAUAUGAGUUUUUGAAGAGGGAGGGCAGGGCAGCUUCCUCAUCUGGCGGUCGGAGGCGCACAGCUCCCUGUGUGAGCCAUGACUCUGAGCUCAGAGAUGUCGGAUGCCUCCAUCCUGUCGGAAGAGACCGACAUAGACGUGGUGGGCGAAGGGGAGGAUGGAGACAACCACACGCGCUCCUACGUGGACGAGGUGGCACAGAUGCGCGACGGCAUCCUCCUGGCCGGCUCUCCUCCUCCGUGCCUGGACAGCUCCACCUCCUCCAGGGACACCUACAAGCCGGCAGGCAAGAACACCCUGGUGAAGCCUCCUUACUCCUACAUCGCCUUAAUCACCAUGGCCAUCCUGCAGAGUCCAAAAAAGAGGCUGACUCUGAGCGAGAUCUGCGACUUCAUCAGCAACCGCUUCCCCUACUACCGGGAGAAGUUCCCGGCCUGGCAGAACUCCAUCAGACACAACUUGUCGCUCAAUGACUGCUUCGUGAAGAUCCCGAGGGAGCCUGGGAACCCUGGGAAGGGCAACUACUGGACCUUGGACCCGGAGUCGGCUGAUAUGUUCGACAACGGGAGCUUUCUGAGGCGGAGGAAGCGCUUCAAGAGGCAGCAGGCGCAGGACUUGCUGCGGGAGCACAACAGUUUUCUCCCCGCCGCCGCUGCUGCGUAUGGCUACGGACCGUACGGCUGCGGAGGAUAUGGCAUCCAGCUCCAGUCCUACCACACACACUCUGCACUUUUUGCGUUUCAGCAGCAGCAGCAGCAACAGCAGCACUCCAGGCACACUGGAACCAUUAUCCCCGCACCGUCUUUGAUGCCCACCACCACGGACUUAGCCAGGAGUAGGUUUUACCCGCAGCUCAGCUCCAGUUUGGGUUCAGCCAGCGUGCAGGCUGCAGCCCCGGUGCAGAAGUCCAGCUCUCCGGUGCAGCGGUCCCCUUUCUCCAUAGAGAGUAUCAUCGGAGGGUCCCUGAGCCCCUCCAGGACUUCCCCGGCUGUUAUCCCGGUCUUACCGUCCUCUUUGGGGCCUGCAGCGGCCACUCAGGCGCAGAGCGUGCACCCCGGAGCUGUUUUACACCCGGUAUAAAACUUUCCAAACAGAGCUGCGAGCGCCUGUUAAAUGUCUUAAACUUUCACAAGAAACUCAAAAAAAUAAAGAGACACAGCAACAAAAACAAAAAACGCCCCUCUUUGAAGGUAGGAUUAUUUUUGUAUGUUUGUUUGAUAGCACGCAGCUGAAUGACGGACAUAAGAGAAAAAAAAAGAAAACACGAUUUGUGCCUAUAUUCAUGCUGUUUAAAAAGAUAUAUUUAUGUUCAUUUUUUUCGGUGUGAAUCAAGACUGUUGAAACUUUUUUUCCUUGUAUUUCAUGAAGUAAUUUCAGUCACUGUUUUUUAGGGCGUCUCAGGACUUAUAAUGGACAGGUUAUAAAUGAUCACGUUUGGAAAAUAGGCUAAUAAUAAUGUAUUUGUGUCAAACACAUCCAUGUUUUUUUCUAUUAGUUUGGCAAAUCAAAACUUUUUUUAUGGUUUUGAUUUUGUAUUAAAAAAACGAACACAGAGAGCCAAGUCAUACAUUUAUAAUAAUAAUAAUAUGCAGUGUGUGUUUAUUUCAGUAAUAAAACAUUGUACAUUUUUUG